AUGCCAAGUGCAUUUCGCUCUGGGUCAAUUAAUUUAGGCUUAUCCCAUUCUUUAGAUGAUAUUGAUAUUAGACCAUUGGAUGAUAUACCAUUUUCCCCCCUGGAUAUUAUUCCAGACUUUGAUAGUAUGGCAAAGCUACAACAGAAAGCAAGUUGGAAUCCAUUUAGCAAACUAGCAAACCCACAGUUCCAUGAAUUAAGUUUGCAGGAUAGAUGCAAUUUUUAUUUUCGCCAAUUGUAUAAUAUGAACGAAGAUUGGUCUAAUGAUUAUCAUAUAAUUUUAUUUGAUAUAGCUGAUAUUCAAAUUGAUUCAAAAGAAGAAAAAUCGGGGUCCAUUUUAGGUGAUGAGGAACUAUUAAGAAUACAUCGUAAGAAAAAUGACGUAAAAUUAGCUCUACAAAGAUUGAGAAUUUAUGACAGAUGCUUUAUACAAAAUGAUGAUAUUAGCAUUAAAGGUAUUUUUGAAGAUACAGUAAAAUCUGAAGUGGCUAAUUCACUCAAUAAAAGAAAUGCAAUGAAAAAUAUAUUUACAAAUUAUGAUCAAUGGGAUUUCGAACAUAGGAUGUUUCCUUUCUUAAGAUUUUUUAAUAACCGAAAUAUCCAUGAAAUGUUCCCCAAAAUUAGAUAUGGUACAGAAAUGUUGGAUAGAUGGACUAUCCCAAUUUUGACAGAUAAAACUAGAUUACAUGCAAAAUUUUCUAACUAUGAAUUUGAUCGUGAUCAAUCGUUCUGGGUUAAUUGGAAUAGAAUGAGUAAAAAUGUUGCCAGGCGUGGUAUAAUCAUGAGCUUUACCGACAAGGAAGUUGAUUGGGCGAUACGUUUACUCGUUAGUCUUCGUUAUCAAGGAAAUACUUUGCCAAUUCAAAUAAUUUACACCGAUGGAGAUCUCACGGAUGAAAAUAUCCAAAGAUUAAUAUUUGCUGCUCAAAAUGGAAAUGUUAGAGUACCGUAUAAAAAUGGAGCUCCUCGACCUGGUCAGUUAACCGUACAAGAAAUUAUGUUUCUGGAUGUUACUAAAAUGCUCGAUUCCAACUUUGUUGAGGAUUUUAAGUUCAAAGGUAAAUGGCUAGCCUCAUUUUUUAAUUUGUUUGAAGAACACAUUUUCUUGGAUGCUGAUACAGUUCCUUACGUUGACUUGAAUUACUUUUUUAAUACACAGGAAUAUAACCAAACAGGUACGUUAUUUUUUAGGGAUCGCAUCUUUAAAGGAAAAAUGAGUGGCCAAUGUAAUGCAUUAUUCGAAUCUAUUCAUCCAUUACUGCCGGAGAAUAAAUACUUCGAUAACAAAAGAUUUAUUGACGAAGACUAUGUUGAAAAUGAAUGUGAGCAAUUCUUAAAUCAAAAUGAAAGAAUUUAUAAAAGAUUUUUUAAAGAUGGCAAGGCUGAUCAAAUGGAUUCAGGACUAUAUGUAAUUGAUAGAACUAGCCAUAUUAUCCCAUUGAUAAUGGGUGCCACACUACACAUGUUGAGAGUCUCAGGCUGUAUAUAUGGUGAUAAGGAAUUUUUCUGGUUAGGAUUUUUGGCUUCUGGCCAUUCUUUUGCCUUUGAUUCUAUGGCUCCAGCAGCUUACGGUGAUUUAGAUAGAAGAUCAAAACCCUCUCCAGAGGACUAUGUUGAAAUAUGUUCUACCCAGUUGGCUCAUUUGAAUUCUGAUCUUCAUAUGCUUUGGACUAAUGGUGGAUCAAACAAUUGUAAAAUGGGUGAUGAUAUUGCCAAGAAAGAUUGGGAAAACCCUAAGAUUAAAUGGCCUAAAACUAAAUUUAAAACUGAACAUGAAAUGAAGGAGUGGUACGAAGAUGCCAUUGAUUCAAAGUAUGCCGUUAUUGCAGAGGAUAACGAUCAAGGCUGGGGAAAAAAGACUUUAGCAUGUUCAAAUUCUAACUGGUGUGCUCGUUAUGAAGUAAAAUUUAGAGAAUUCAGUUAUAAUGAAUUAGCUUUAAGGGGCACAUUAGUUGAAUUUACUGAUGAUGAGUUUAAACAUUUACGAAAUAUUAAUGAAAUUUGGAGUUAUUUAGAUAUGAAAAUCAUUGAGAAGGCUCCAUUAACGGGUAAAAAACAUGAUUAA
Messenger RNA from Henningerozyma blattae CBS 6284, 2064 nucleotides. RefSeq names its product alpha-mannosyltransferase. Gene Ontology annotation, cellular component: Golgi apparatus. Gene Ontology annotation, molecular function: alpha-1,3-mannosyltransferase activity. The record is from RefSeq and is a predicted model, not a curated record. Gene Ontology annotation, biological process: protein O-linked glycosylation. Lineage: Eukaryota; Fungi; Ascomycota; Saccharomycetes; Saccharomycetales; Saccharomycetaceae. The transcript has a single exon. Bases 1 to 2064 code for a protein of 687 amino acids.